Molecule: messenger RNA, 1527 nt
Organism: Tilletiopsis washingtonensis
Lineage: Eukaryota; Fungi; Basidiomycota; Exobasidiomycetes; Entylomatales
Exons: 9
Coding region: 1-1527 (508 amino acids)
Biological process (GO): cell division
Cellular component (GO): plasma membrane
Source: RefSeq, a predicted model, not a curated record
AUGAGCACCACUCCUCCAAACGCAGAGGGCCCGCAGGGCGUCGUCAUCCUCGAGCUCGGCGGCGUGCGCGCCGUGCAGAUGUAUGAGGGCGAGCAGGAUGAGCUGGCCAGCGGUCAGCUGCAGGUGCUCAUCGUGCAAGUCAACACGGCCGACCCGGCGAAGUCGCCGCGCAUGAGCGCCAAGCGCGCCGAGCCUGAUCCGACCACCGACGUCUGGCUCGUCCUCUCCAUCGGCUCGGCCUUUGCUCUUCCCGUCAAAUCGUCCCAAGUAGUGCAGCCCGAGCGCUCUUCAUCUUCCUACGUCUUCCCUUCAUCGGACGUGCCCGGCGCCUCCAUCAAGCUCUUCGUGCCCGUCUCCGACCCCAACGUCUCCGCAUUCGAGAACACGCUGGCGCAAUACUGCGCCUUCCAGUCGGACGAUCGCAGCGAUGCGGGUCAGAUUGAGCUCAUCGAUGAGUCUGGCGCUGUGCUCGGCACACUCGACGGCGGCUACACCUUCCGCGAGGACCCGACGCUGCGGCGAAAGGGGCACGAGAAGGACCCAGUGCUCGUCGAUCUGGAGGAGCUGGAGCCGAGCGAGAUCGAGAGCGCAGCUGUGCAGCAGGGCAAGCAGUACAAGGAGGUGGGAGUGCGCCCGGUGCCGGGUGCGGACAGUGACGACUGGCUGCUCAAGGGCGCUUCGUUCAUCUCGAGAGGCCUCAUUCAAGGCUCGACGUUCUUGGGCGCCAAGAUGAACAGCGCGGCAGAUGCUUACAUCGAGAAGUCACGCUCCGCAAGUCCCGUCGGCGGCUACAUCGACGAUGGCAAGCGAGGUUCGGACGCUGCGUCCAUCGCGUCGACAGCGACGACUGGCAGUGGCAAGCGGCCGCUGACUUUCAGCAAGAACACGCAUGCCGCAGCUGGACAAGCGCACAAGUGGACCGGCAAGGCCGUGAAGCUGUCGCACAGCACCACAACGGCUGUCCUCUCCGCCGCCUCAGGUAUGGGCGCCACGAUCGGACAGCGCACUGGCAUUCAGGCCAAGCCGCGCGCCGACGGCACGCCCGGUCCGCCGCCCAAGGGCCUGCGCGGCGUGAUCAACCGCGGCCUCAUCGCUGCCAACAUCGUCCUCGAGGGCGCAGAGCAGAGCGCCGAACGUCUGCUGACGGACGGAGGCAACUCGGCUGGCAAGGCCAUCGAGCACCGCUUCGGCACGGAGGCCAAGGUCGUCUCGGGCCAGGUGGGCAGCAUCGGCAAGGGCAUCUUCAUGGUCUACAAGGACGUCUCCGGCGUCCGUCGCAAGUGCCUUCUGCACGUCGCAAAAGGCACCAUGGUGCGCGCUCGCACCGACGAUGGCCGCGAGGUCAUUCUGCAACUCGACGCCGAUGGCAAGCCGAGCACCAGUGGACAAGCAUCGCCUUCCAGCGCCGGCUUCGCUUCGUCGUCAUCGAGCGGCGGCAACCCGUACGCUGCUGGGGCGCAACCGCCGCAGCAACGACAGUACAACGAGAAGAGCGCGAGUGCAUUCGGACAGGGACCGGUGCGGUAG